Molecule: messenger RNA, 1731 nt
Organism: Fusarium proliferatum ET1
Lineage: Eukaryota; Fungi; Ascomycota; Sordariomycetes; Hypocreales; Nectriaceae
Exons: 4
Coding region: 1-1731 (576 amino acids)
Biological process (GO): transmembrane transport
Molecular function (GO): transmembrane transporter activity
Source: RefSeq, a predicted model, not a curated record
AUGGUGGCCGCUACACAGUUGCAGCCUCCUGCUUCUUCAGCUUCUUCAACAACGGCCAAUACAACCGACGUCGAGUCACAGCAGAUAAAUGCCAAGACCUCACACUUCAAUCUAAUUCUUGACCAAGUCGGCCUUACUGACGCUGUUCUUAACUACGACUACCCUGGUCAUGGAACAUCAGACUCACCAUAUCUUGUUGAGUUCCUCCCGAACGACAGUCGAAAUGCAUUGAACUUCUCACGGUCAAAGAAGUGGCUUAUUACGAUCUUGCAGGCCAUAGCAACGUUGGCCGUUACCUUCACCAGUACGGCAUACUCUGGCGGCCUUUCCUCCAUCUUGAUGCACUUCCAUGUCUCAACUGAAGUUGCCAUACUUGGUGUUUCUAUGUUCGUCGUCGGUUUCGCCCUAGGACCUUUGAUUUGGGCACCCCUAUCUGAGCUCUAUGGUCGACAGAUUCCAUUCUUUGUCUCUUUCAUGGCUUUGACUGCGUUCAACGCAGGUGCCGCAGGUGCUCCUACCAUGGCGGCCUUGAUAGUACUUCGUUUCUUUGCUGGUUCUUUUGGAUCAUCGCCAUUGUCCAACGCGGGCGGUGUUAUUGCUGACAUGUUUGAAGCACGAGAUCGAGGGCUCGCUACAGCUCUCUUUGCCAUGGCCCCUUUCCUGGGCCCUACCCUUGGCCCCAUUGCUGGCGGGUUUCUCGGCGAGAGCGAAGGCUGGCGCUGGGUGAUGGGGAUGACCUCAAUUUUCACCGGUGUGGUGUGGAUUGUUAACUCACUGGUGAUACCUGAGACCUAUGGCCCCUAUCUCUUGCGUCGCCGAGCAGCUGUCCUUUCCAAAAGGAGUGGGAAGGUUUAUAUCUCCAAGACGGAUGUUGGUCGUCCUCGCACUACUAUUGCCACACAGUUCAAGACUGGGAUACUUCGUCCCUGGGUCCUGCUAAUCAAAGAACCCAUUGUUCUUCUAACCUCGCUGUACAUGGCCAUCAUCUACGGAACACUAUACCUCUGCUUUGCUGCCUUCCCAAUUGUCUUUCAGCAGGGUCGCGGAUGGAGUCCAGGAAUCGGAGGACUUGCUUUCACUGGCAUCGCUGUGGGAAUGCUAUUUGCAGUUACUGGGACUAUCUUGGACAAUAAAAGAUACGCCCGAGCUGCCGAAGCUGCCGGCGGCCAUGCACCUCCUGAAGCUAGGCUGCCCCCUUCGCUGGCUGGCUCAAUACUUAUUCCAGCCGGCCUCUUCUGGUUUGCCUGGACCAACGGCAAAGAUGUGCAUUGGAUUGUGUCUAUCAUAGGCUCAGCAUUCUUCGCUUGCGGCUUAGUUUCUGUUUUUCUGUCACUUCUGAACUACCUCAUAGAUUCAUACGUCAUCUUCAGUGCCUCAGUCCUAGCUUCCAACUCAGUCCUGCGUUCCCUCUUUGGCGCUGCCUUUCCCCUCUUCACGACAUAUAUGUAUAAAAACCUUGGCAUUCAUUGGGCCAGUUCUGUUCCUGCCUUCCUGGCUGUUGCUUGUAUCCCAUUCCCGUUCUUGUUCUACAAAUACGGGGAAACUAUCCGUAUGAAGUGCGAGUACGCUGCAGAGGCUGCCAACGUCCUUCAAAAGAUGCGCACCAAGCACGAGGUGAUCACGGAGGAUCAGGCCGCUGAGGAGGUUCAUGAGGCCGAGUUGGAGCGACGGGCGAGCAACGCUCUUCGCCGCAGCUUAACAAAGACUCGCACAAGCAAGUCUAUUCAAUGA